AUCCUGGAAACUAGCGGCGAGUCCAGCGGAAAGCGAUUCUGGUUCUGCGCAGAUGGAGUUGCAGCUAGGAGACGGCGGCGGAUGGCCGGCGGUGGAGGAAAAAUUCGCGAAUCUCGGUAUUAGCGGUUCAGCUGCUGCUCGUGGUCGUGAGUCGUUUCAACACGAGGCAGCAGCAGCAGGAGCAGCAGCAGCAGCACCGCUACGAGUAACAGCAGCAGCCAACAAUGAUGGCGGCGAAAGCCUUUUCCAGCGCCUGUCGCGCGAAGUUGAGGAGGCGGAUACUGAGGAGAAGUUGCUCGACGCCAUCGCGUCGUGUCUCUUCUUCGCCAACGCCAUGUGCGACUGGCCCGAAUCGGACGCGGACGCGCACAGGGUCAAAGAGGCGUUCGGCUUCCGCAUGCUCCGCAGCAUGCCGUCCGUGGCGGAGUGUCGGAAGAUGCGCGACGAGCAGUGGAAGAGCAGGCGCACGGGCGUGCAGCACGCACAGGGGAGUGAGGGAGAGAGCGACUUGUUCUUUCUGCUGGAGCGGCGCAGCAGUGGGCGAGACGCCAACACGCACUGGAACAGCUUCGGCGGGCGUGGCAGCUACGGGCAAAGGGAAGUCAAGGUCGCUGUGCCGCCCGCCUUCAGGUCCACCGAAUUGCUGACGUGGGUGCCUGCCCACCGAUGGCAGGAGGAUGGCCGCCUUCGCACCAUGCUGGCCACGCGCCAGGCCGGACUUAAUCCCGCUGGGCAAGCGGCAGCAGCGCAAGUGGUAGCUGGGCAGGCGGCAGCAGGGCAAGCGACAUGUGGGCAAUCGCCAAGCAAGCCCCUCCCGCUCUGCCCGCGCUCGUGGCACACAUCACCAUCGGAGCAUCAGCCCCGCUCGCCCUCACCAGCACAGCGUGUGGCAGCGCAGCCAGGGCCGUCGUCAUCUUCUCCCCCUUCGUCACCAGCAGGCUCGCCCACACAGCCACGCGAUUGCCACUUCCAGCCCCUCACUCUCAUCCACAUCGGCUAUGAAAAGCUGUCGCCACCCCGCCGCCCUCCUGCUGCCCUUGCCACUGGCUCCGAUCUUCCCUCUCCCGCUGCCACUGCCACUGCACCCUCUCUUGCCCUCCCUGCUGCCCUUGGCACUGCAACCACCCCCUCCUGUUCUGCUGCCAUCGCUACUCGUCCAUCUGUUGUCCCUGCCAACACUCCCACUCUCUCCUCGCCUGCUGCCGCCACAGCCAUUCAUGCCAACCAUAAUAACACGGCCCCCGGUUAUUCUUCAACCCCCUCCGCGUCCCCCCACGGCACUGCACCCUUUCCCACCCCACCCGCCUUCUCUGCACCUUCUUCUCCUACGCUCCCUACACCUCCACCCCUGUCUUCUGCUCCCCCUUCCUCUGCACCCCCCUCCGCUGCUCCCCUCUCGCCUCACCCCCACUCCUGGAGCCCCCCUCCCGGUCCCUCCUUUGACUAUCCAUCUUGCACACUCUCGCUCUCCUCAGUGCGAGGAAAUGGGGCGGUGGGGUGGGAGGCGACUAGGCAGGGUCAGACGAAUGCGAAUGCGAAUGUGUAUGGAUCGGUGAGCGCAGGAAGGCGCCGCCUGUCGGAGAGGGAUGUGGAGGAUUUGAACGCCAUGCUGCGGACCAGGCGUGUUUACUGCAACAGUCAGCUGCAUUACAUCUUCGACGGGAAUGGGUGGACACUUAUCCAUUCUGCUGCGCGCCAAGGGAACACAGCUGUGCUGGAGGCGCUUCUGCUGCUGGGCAUGUCGGUGGGAGAGCUGAGCGAAGACACCCUCACCACGCCACUGCACCUGGCAGUGCUGUCGGGGAAUGUGGAGACCAUGGAGCUGCUGUUCUGUCAUGGUGCCGACAUCAAUGCUCGCACUAGAUACGGCUUCUACUUUCCGCCUAUUGAGCUCCUGCUUUCCUCCGUUUCUGUCCCUGCCGUCUCCCUCCCACUUCUCCCUGGUUCCUCAACCGCAGGGACUCCGCUGCACAAUGCAGCCAACUGGGAGAGAUGGGACGGGGUGAGGUGGCUGGGGAAGAAGGGGAGAGAUCUCGACAAGUCAUCAAGGCCGAACAAGCUGCCUCAGCAUCGUAUGGAUGAGGCGGUGAAAAUUGUGCGGGAGGUGCAGGCGGGGAGGGGAGAGCACGUGGGGGUGGGGGAGCACGUGGGGAGGGGAGAGCACGUGGGGAGGGGAGAGCACGUGGGGAGGGGAGAGCACGUGGGGAGGGGAGAGUACGUGGGGGUGGGAGGGCACAUGGAGAUGGGCGGGAGCGAUGAUGGACUAGAGUUCCUUAAUCUUGACGCUUUGCACGGAGAGACAGCAGAGGGGAUAACUUGGGGAGGUGGAAUGGACACACCAGUCCAACCUUCUGCCAUGCGGGCUGGCUGCUCCUCAUGA
This is a messenger RNA of Closterium sp. Yama58-4, 2380 nucleotides long. NCBI's taxonomy places the organism in Eukaryota, Viridiplantae, Streptophyta, Zygnematophyceae, Desmidiales, Closteriaceae. The record is from the annotation of a GenBank genome assembly.